This is a messenger RNA of Fonsecaea pedrosoi CBS 271.37, 1092 nucleotides long. RefSeq lists its product as uncharacterized. The record is from RefSeq and is a predicted model, not a curated record. NCBI's taxonomy places the organism in Eukaryota, Fungi, Ascomycota, Eurotiomycetes, Chaetothyriales, Herpotrichiellaceae. Gene Ontology annotation, molecular function: oxidoreductase activity, acting on the CH-OH group of donors, NAD or NADP as acceptor. The coding region runs from base 1 to 1092 and encodes 363 amino acids. The transcript has 3 exons.
AUGGCCGAAACACUCUUGAACCCCCUUCUCACGGGGCCACUACUCUUCUACCUCCAGCGCAACACGACGGUCCUCGAGAAUCUGCCCUGGCCGCCACCGACUAUGUCCGUGACACUUCUCCCCUUUCAACUCCCCUGGGGGAUUCCCAACAGUGUCCAACUUCGGGCGACGCCGCCGCUCCGGUCGCUGAAAUUCCUCUUCGUGCUCGGGCUGGUUGUGCACGCGAACCGGUUCCUCAGCCGCUUGGCCCUGAAUUACUGGCACAUACGCAAGCAGGGUGAGGCGUGGGAUUUUCAGGCGCCGGGCAAAGAGACCAUCCUGAUCACGGGCGGGUGUUCCGGAUUCGGGAGGGAGAUGGUCAAGAUGUUCGCCGCGCAGACGCAGGCCAACAUUGUCGUGCUGGAUGUGCAGGAUUUGCCGGACGACUUGAAGGAUAUCCCCCGCCUAUCCUACUACCAGGCCGACCUGACCUCUCCGUCCUCCAUCACCGAUGCCGUGGAACUCAUUUGCUCUCGGGGAACCACGCCGACGGUGCUCAUCAACAACGCGGGGAUCGCCCGCGCCCACACGAUCCUCGACACGGACGAGGCCUGGCUCGAGAAGAUCUUCCGCGUGAAUCUGCUGAGUCACUUUACGCUGAUCCGCCUGCUGUUGCCGAAGAUGAUGGCCCAGCGCAAGGGGCAUGUUGUGUCGAUUGCCAGUAUGGCAAGCUACACCGGCUGCGCCAGCCUGGGCGACUACAGCGCGACAAAGGCCGGCGUCCUGGCCCUGCACGAGACGCUCCUCGCCGAGCUGCACACGCGCCACGCCUCCCAGGGCGGCCACUGCGUCCAGGCCUCGAUUGUCCACCCGAUGUGGGCUCGCACCCCGCUCGUGGGAACCUGGGCGACACAGCUGUCCCGUUCGCGCCAACAGGUCCUCGAGCCCGUCGACGUCGCUGCCCCGGUGGUCGGGCACGUCCUGCGCGGCCGGAGCGGGAGUGUCUUUGUGCCGGAGAAGUUCUGGGUCGGGACGCUGUUGAGGGCCCUGCCGGACUGGGUUGGCAUCAAGUCCCGCAUCGACACGGCGAGGGCGACUGCGACAGGGUCCUAA